AUGGAGGGAAACCUCAACACAACUCCUGAAUCACAAGCAAGAUCCAGGGAAACCCAGGAUGUUGCAACCAAAAGACCACGGAGGAGAAAUGAGCAACAGGCUUCAGAAAAUCCCAGCAGGAAGAUUUAUGAGAAGAAAAGGAGGAGAAGGAGAACCCGGAGGAGGAAGAAGAGCGUCUCGGAGGAUGAGGUGGAGGAGACGAGCAGCCCCGCUCGGGGAGACUUGUCUUCAAACGAGCAGCGUCUCCGGCCUGAAGACCGCUCACAGAAAGAAGAAUGUGUCCAACAACACCAGAAGGAUGCAAAGAUGGUGGAAGCUCAGACACAGACCAGAAAACACAACGGCAAAAACAAGUUCACUCAGACCCAAGUUGUUUUUCAGAAGAACCAGGAAACCCAGACGGACGUCCACGUGGCGACUCAGGGUGACACUCAGUCAGGCUCAGGGGGUCCUGCUGAGACUCGACACAAACCAGACACGCCUGGACCUCAAGUGCAAAACGCUGCUCGGACUCCGUUAAAGCUCAGUGAGCGUCCAGUCAAAGACGACGUGUCGUCACAGUCGAAACCUAAAGAGACCGGUCCGUCUUCAGGUGGGACCCGACCUGAAAAAGACGCCAAACCAGCGUCGUUUGCCGAAGUGGUGUCUGGAGACGGAGCAGGCGAUAAACAGCGCGGGGUGGGAACAUCCAGACCCGCUGAUCAAACAUCUCCAAACAGGCGCGACCGAAGCCCCGUCAGGCCCCCACCCGCAGCGCCCAGGUUCACCCUCCACGUGUACGCAGUGCUGGACAGAAAGUUUCGAUUCAACCACGAUCACGACAAGCUUGUGCUGUUCCACGAUGGAGGACGUUUACCUUUUGAAGUGACGUAUUUUCAUGGACUACACCAGGAAGGCUACCUGAUUGAAGCAAGUCUCUCGGUUGACGACGGCUCCUUCAGUCGAGGUUGUCACCUGACAUACCGGUUUGGUGUAAAGCAAAGAAAUAAAGAAGUUUUGGAAUUGGCCACAAGAUUUCUUGAAAUCCCACCAGAUCCAAUCAAUAAAGAACUUCAUCUUUAUGAAGGAUUCAUCUGCCACCGGGAUGUCCAAACGUUUCUUAAGACCAGCCUUCACAAAGUUGGACUGAGGAGGUCCACAGCUGAGGAGAUUUCAGACGCUUGGCAGACCGCAGCAACGGUUCUGCUGAACAGAAUCUUCCAGAAAUGGACUCCAUCAGACAAACAGAGCACUGACAGCCUUUGUCAGAACUUGAUGCAUUUUAUUUGGAGCUUCGGUUCUGCCCCAAACAGGAUGAGUUACCCGGACCACUCCCGGCCUCUCAUGGUCAAGGUGUCAGAGCUGAUUUCAGAGACUUUGGUUCAGAUCUUAAGAGGAGCACCAAGGGAGAAAGUCCCAGGCAGCUGCAGGAACACCAGUCCGCUGGUUCUGGGUCUGUCUGUCUUUAUGGUCACCAGAUUCUGUAACAUCAACCUCGGAGUUAAAGGCUGGGCUGACCUGUGUCUCCUGGUGUCCUCAAAGACCGCGAUGGACAAGAAGAACCAGGAGCAGUUGUCUGCGUCUUUCCCUAACCCACAACACACCGUGUUGGGUCUGAUCAACCUCUGCGUCCAGUUUAUGGUGGUGGAGCUGGUCCUGCUCCUUCCUCUGCUCUUCAGGCUCAGGCAGCCUGGAGCCGAUGCCACAAAACUGGGUCCGACUGUCGAGGAGGAAAACUGGUCCGCGCUCAACGGCGUCCCAUUCGUCAGAUUUAGAGAGCAGCUGCAGGUCCACCAGGACAAAAGAAGGAAGCUGCUCGCAAUCAUCCAGAAACACUUAGCAGCCGCUGAAGAGACGCCUCUGCUCCUGCAGAGCUGGUCGUCUCUGAUCGCUUCUGAUGACCUGUGUGCGUAUUCGGACCUGACCGGAGCCGCUUCAGAACACCUGAUCCAGAGUCUGCUGUACAGACUCCGCAGGUGUGCAGAGGAAACGGAUCUUAAGGACAGCAUAAUAAAGUUUGUUCAGAACGCUUUGAGCCACAUCCUGCUGAAGGUGGAGCGAGACAAGGACAGAAUGAUCGAGUCAGGAAACGUGCAGCCAGUGUUCCUGAGCAGCAUCAGCGUGGUGAGGACCGUCUGCAGGAUCGCUCGGGUCGUCCCGUGGUACCACGCAGUGGUCCUGUCCUACCAGCUGCUGCUGAAGAUGGCAGACAUCAUGGAAGUGAAGCUAAGAAGGGAGUCCAAAGAGGAAGAGUUUGAGCCGUUGAAGCAGAAGCUCCUGCAGGAGGUGUCAGCCGCGCAGCAGAGGAUCAGCGAGUGGAGAGACGACCUGCUGCAGAAACCUCUCAUGACCGACAAAAAGCUCAGCUACCCAAAGGAAGUCCAGCUGUGGGAUUCGCUGCUGAAAGCUGAAUGCUCCUCUGAAGAUGUCUCCUCCUGCUGGAAGGCGAGCCUGAAGAAAGACCUGAAGAAGAGGAUAUCUAAGCUCAGUGAUGAAGAUAAAGUUUUGCUCUGCUGCCUGGACUCGACUUCAGCAGCUGUGAGGGAAAGUCACGAUGACGUACAGGCCUGUUUCCAUGAAGCGUUUUACGUGGCCAUCAAGACGAUCUGCCAGAGAGGAGAGGAGGGAGACCUGAUGCGAGCGCUCGGCUCGAGGAUCAAAGAUCUUCCGGUUGUUUUCACGUCGGCUGUUGUGGUCGAGUCUGCAGCACGGUUCAGAGACAACGUGGUGGUCCAGCUGCUGGAUCCACAGUCCGCCUUGAACUUCCUGCUCUCCAACCGUGACUGGAGGUCCAUCCAGGUGGACGACACUGCAGGACAGGUGGUCCACAGCUGCGUGGAGGCUGUUAAAUCUCUCGUUGUGUCUCUGCUUGAAGGAAACGUGUCCCUUGGACACCUGCAGAUCUGCCUGAAAUACCAAGAGCAGUUUAAGAGACUGUACCUGCAGUACAAGAAGAACACAAAGUCGGUCGUCGUUCCUGUCGAUGCAGAGGUGAUUCUGACUCAGAGAGACACGGAUCUGAAGUCUUUCCUUCACCGCAAACAGGAAAUCAACACACUGAUCAAGAUGAUGGCAAAAGUUACAGAGAGCAUCACAGUUCCUGAGAUGUCGACUCUUGAGGAGCAGCACAGUGCGGACCUCCAUGCUGUGAGCCUGAGCCGACUGGUGCUGGUUCAGUCCUUCAGUGCAGACGGGAAGCUGCAGAAGACUGGUCCUCCACAGGUCAUCUGGUAUAAAACCAGCAUAAAUGUCCUCAAAAUGUCCUGUGAGAUGCACAAACUGCAUCACAGCAACCUGAUUCUGUCCUCGUGGGUAAAACACUCAGCAUCUUUAGCGUCAAUGAGGCUUCCCGCCCCACCCCCUGUCCAGGUGAGCCUCGCACAGAUCUGCGAGAACAUCUGGAACCCCGUGCUGAAGGAGUUCCUCCAGCUUGGCGUCAGCAUUGCCGAGGCGAAUGUCACGCUGGAGGAGCUCGAUCGGGUGUUGGUGGAAUCUGGUGACCGGGGUGACGGCACGCUGCUGAGGAAUGAGCUGAAUCUCGUGUUGGAGAUGGUUUCUGCAGCUGCAGAGGUUACCCCUGAGGAGAACUGUGUGGACUCGAGGCUGGCUCAGAUCCAGAAGUACCGCCAGCUUCACGAGGCAGCGGCUGCAGCCAGAGCCGUGCUGAGCAUCGCAGACAAGAUGAAGCUGACCGGAAACUUCUCCGCUAUCGACCCCCUCAGACAACUGGAUGAAGGCUCCUUUAAGCAGCGGCUCCUGCGGUCGCUCACUGACGACCUGUUUGAUGCCAGGCAGCAGCUCUCCACCGUCAGCAGGCGGCACACCGCAUGUCUGGAAGAGUUUCUGAAGAGCCACUCUCUGGUCCGCUGGGUCAAAGACAACCUUAAAACUAUGAGCGAUGUGAAGGUUUAUGUCGACCUUGCGUCGAUAUCUGCCGGAGAGAACGACGCGGAGAUCGACCAGGUGGCCUGCUUCCACGAUUCAGUGACGGGCUACGCUCCGCUGCUCUACUCCCUCUCCCCUCAGGCGGGCUUCAAGGACUUCAUGAAAUGUGCUCAGCAGGUGUGGGACGCCCAGAGCAGAGACGAGAGGCUCCCUGACAAGCUGAGAGAGUCGACUCGGUUGCUGGGCUGGCUGCAAGCGCUGAAGGAGACUCACGGCUCGGUGGAGCAGUCUUCGCUCUCUCUGGCCUCGUCCAUCAACGCUAACGGAGUUUAUCUCAUCGGGUGGUCUGACGAAAGCACGGAGAUGAGAUGCCUUCAAAACAUGGUGCAGGUGACGGUGAAGAGGGGCAGAGAGGAGAAGAGGUACAAGCUUGAAGUUCUGCUGGAGCUGCAGAAUAAACUCAUGCUCAUGUCUUCCAAAGGGGAACACGGCAGAGAGCAAGUCAACAGAUUCACGCAGGUUUUUGAAGGAGUUCAGAGAGUGGGGACCAUCCUACUUCAGAUGCAAACAUCUGGCAACAUGCUGUUCAGGAAGUGGUCCGCUGAGGUCCACUGCGGUCCGCAGCAGCGGUGCAUCACCAUCACCUUCCUGUCUCUGAGCGGGAGACAGAUGUCGUAUCAAGGUGAGGUGACGGAGCAGCUCCAAGAUCUCGCUCAGUCUAUGGAGUCCUGCCAGAGAGAGUGGUGCUCCUUCAUUGGCGAGAUGCGCUGCAGCUUCAGCCUGCUGAACCUCUACACCUCAGAGCAGCUGGUGUACCUGAGUCAGUGGGUUUACAAAGUGUGUCAGCGGCGGGCGCCCGCUCCACAGCAGCUGUGGCACCUGCUGUUCCCGGUAAGACCUCGGUGCUCGCUAACGGAUGUUAGAGCUGCUUACACGAGCGCCGUGAGCCGAACGUCAGAGGCUGACGAAGUAGAAGGUGUUGACUCUGAGGAGGAAGAUGACGUUUACGAACCUUCUGUGGACGCAACAUCUGCUAAGCCGAGGCACACGGUGGAGAACACGGACCAGGAUUUGAUGGAGUUUUCUUCUGAGGAGGAGGAGGAGGAAGAUGUUAAUCACGUCAGUGAUGAGAGUCUUGAAGGUCUGUGGAUGCAGUUCAUGCAGGACAUGUCUCAGUACCUCCAUGAGUCCCUGGACAUCCAGACUUUGGCCCACUUCCUCUCGUGUCUGUCUGAAACCAGUCAGCUCCACAUGAUCAGAAACCUUCCAUCGGUCCUCCAGGAGGGGAAGCCAAAUCUUGUGCUUUGUUCAACGGCAGAGGUUUUCACCACAACUCUGUCCUUCUACAUGGAGAGUCCGGAGCAGCCGCUGCCGUCUUCUGACGAGGUUCUGGUGUGCAGAGAGGAAACCACCAAAGAGGAGGUGGAGAUCUUUCUACGCCGCGCUCUCUUCCAAGGUUCCAGACAAAACUGGCAGAAGAUCUACUCUCUGGUUAACCCCGGUCUGCUGGGGUAUGAUGUCAGCGAAGCGUUAAUGGAGCUCUACGAGGGACUGGAGAGAAGCGCGAGCCCACGUUAUCGUUUGGUGAUCGUCAGUCCCAUUGUGCACCAGCACAGGUGUGUGCCGUCGUACUUUAGCAGCAACAAAGUGCAGGCUGGCGUGAGUUUAACCGCAGGCAGUGCCAGGAAGUAUCUGCAUCACCACUUCACCCUGAAGUCACCAAACCAAGUUGCUCUGGUUUCCCCGGAGAAACUCUCGGUGUGGGCGGUGUCAUCAGCACGGCCUGCGGUCGGGAAGUCCCUUUAUGUGGAUCGUCUGUUUGAGAAGUUUCAGCAGAAAUCUCAAAGAGCAAACUACAUCAGGAUCCGACUGAUUGAACCGUGUGUUGACAUAGACUCUUUGAUCAAGAGUCUGUCAGAGAAACUGUCCCCUCUGAGAGAGCAGGACCCAGUUCUUUUUCACGUCGACACAUCAGGAGUUCGCUCAGGUCUGGAGGAGCUCCUUUUCCAUCUCUUGGUUCUGGGCUGUUUGAGUGACGGCCAUGGAAACCUAUGGAGACGGAAUGAAGCUCAUCUGAUAACCGUGGAAGUCCUAAAAACAAACCAAUUUCUUCUAAACAGGCCAAGAGAGACAAGACUUGGACUUCUUGACAUUCUGCCCACCAUUCAUUGUAAACCUCCCAGAGAGGUGAAGCAGCUGUUGGCCAGUCAAAAGUUCUCAACAAAGAAGAGCUUUGAUCCACUCAUGGAUGAACAGGAGUUCUGCAGCGAGGGGAUUCAGAGACCCUACCAGUAUCUAAAGCUCUACAACCAGAAUAAAGAUCUGGAUCAUUUUAACUACAAGGAAGGGUCCAGAGUUGGAGAUCCCGGUGAUUGUCUUUAUCACUUUCUGUUGUAUUGUGGCAUGGACGAUCCAUCUUGGGGUGAGCUGAAGAACUUCUCCUGGUUCCUCAAUGUGCAGCUAAAAGAUUGUGAGAACUCAGUUUUCUGUGAUCCAGACUUUCUUGCCGGUCAGCUUCCUGGUUUUAAGGGUUUCAUUGUGAAGUUCAUGAUUCGCAUGGCAAGAGAUUUUGCUUCUCCCUCCCUGAACACAUCUGACCAAAGUCCCAUGCUGCACAUCAAAAGCAGUUCAGAAGAUGACCUUGUCACUCGUCUGACACUUCGUAAGCGCUGGGAAAAUGAGUCCCACCCAUACAUUUUCUUUAACGCAGACCACUCCUCAAUGUCUUUCCUUGGCUUUAAUGUGCAGAUAUGUCAAAGGACAAAUACACUCAGUGCAGUUGACCCUCACAGCGGCAAGGUUCUGAUAGAGCACGUAAUGACACAAGAACUUUUUCAAGGUUUGCAGCGACAAAGGAUUUCCCUCACCGAGGACUUCGAUCAGUUGCCGCGACCAGACAAAAUCAAAAGGAUUUCUUGUGUUGUUGGUGCAAGGAAAGGAAUUAUGGAUAGGGGAUUUGAUCCAGAUCCAACUUACGAGCUCACCACUGACAAUGUGAUGAAGAUGCUGGCCAUACACAUGAGGUUCAGGUGUGGAAUUCCAGUUGUUAUCAUGGGUGAGACGGGAUGUGGCAAAACCAGAUUGGUUCGUUUCCUGUGCACUCUGCAGAGGGAGGAAAAACCAGUAGACAACAUGGCUCUUGUCAAGGUUCAUGGUGGAACCACAGCAGAAAUGAUCUACAGAAAGGUGCAGGAAGCUGAGGUGCUUGCUCAAAUGAACAUGCAAAGACACAAGUUAGACACUGUUCUGUUUUUUGAUGAAGCCAACACCACAGAGGCCAUUUUUGCCAUCAAAGAAAUUCUGUGUGAUCAGACAGUGAAAGGAGAACCUCUGAAGUUGCUCAGUGGCUUGAAAAUAAUAGCUGCCUGCAAUCCUUACAGGAAGCACUCUCCUGAAAUGGUGGAACGUUUGGAACGUGCAGGAUUGGGAUACCGAGUGAAAGCAGAUGAAACAAAAGAUUGCCUGGGCAAAGUACCGUUGAGGCAGCUUGUGUACAGAGUUCACCCUUUACCUCCAAGCAUGGUCUCUUUGGUGUGGGACUUUGGCCAGCUGAGCAACUUAACUGAGCUUUCUUACAUCAGACAGAUUGUCCAAAGGAAAGUAGCUGAUUAUCAUCUGCCAGCAGCUUGCACAAACAUCAUUGCAAAUGUGCUGGCUGCCUCACAGAAAUAUAUGAGGAGUCGAAAAAACGAGUGCAGUUUUGUAAGUCUUCGAGAUGUAGAGAGGUCUAUGAAAGUGCUGAUUUGGUUUUACCAGCACAGCAAAAACAUUUUAAACAACUACGCUCACCUUGAAGAAAAUCACAAGACCCUGAAGUGCUUGAUUCUUGCUGCUGGAGUGUGCUAUUACCCAUCUCUUGUGACCAAAGAAGAGUACCUGGAAGAAAUUUGUUCCUACUUUCCAAUGCCAAUGAAUUCUGCAGCCACAUUGCAGGAAGAGAUUUCAUCUUGUCAAGACCUCUUCCUCCAGAACAUCCAGACAAGGGAGACCAUUGCCAAAAACAUUGCCCUUAAAGAAAAUGUUUUUCUCAUGGUGGUGUGCAUAGAACUAAGGAUCCCACUCUUUCUAGUUGGAAAACCAGGCAGCUCCAAGUCUCUUGCUAAAACUGUUGUAGCAGAUGCCAUGCAGGGCCAGAACUCUCACUGUGAACUGUUCAGGAGACUCAAACAGGUCCAUAUGGUCUCCUUCCAGUGCAGCCCUCACUCAAGUCCAGAGGGUAUCAUUGGUACAUUCAAGAACUGUGCUCGCUUCCAGAAGGACAAAAACAUGGAUGAGUAUGUGUCAGUGGUGGUUCUUGAUGAGAUAGGACUUGCAGAAGAUUCUCCACAGAUGCCAUUAAAGACCCUUCAUCCUCUCUUGGAGGAUGGCUGUAUUGAUGACAAACCACAUCUGCACAUGAAGGUUGGGUUUGUUGGCAUCUCCAACUGGGCUCUUGACCCUGCAAAAAUGAACAGGGGGAUCUUUGUCUCCAGAUGGGAUCCAAGUGAGGAUGAACUUGUGGAGACUGCCAAAGGAAUUUGCUCAUCUUCCAAACAGAUUCUCCUGAAAAUCAAACACCUUUUUCCAUCUCUGGCAAAGGCUUUCCUGAACAUCUGUAGUGAGACCUCAAAGAAUCAGUUCUUUGGUCUAAGAGAUUAUUACAGCCUUGUCAAAAUGCUCUUUGCUGCAGUCAAAUCCACCCAACAAGAACCAGAUGGAGAACAGCUGGUGGAGGCCAUCUUACGUAACUUUAGUGGACAGCCAGAGCAUUUUAACCCUGUCAUAUUUUUUCAAGAAGUUCUCCAAGAUCUCACAGAAUUUCCCAGACCAAGGACCCUACAAAUGGUGAAAAAGAAUCUUGAUCAUGGCACCAGUGAGGAGAGCCGUUACCUUCUGUUACUGACCACCAACAAUGCAGCACUCCAUAUUCUUCAACAACAAGUCUUUACCAAAGGAGACUAUCUGCCACCUGAAAUCAUCUUUGGCUCAGGGUUCCCAAAGGACCAAGAGUAUGCCCAGAUCUGCCGGAAUGUAAACCGUGUGAAAACGUGUAUGGAGACAGGGCGUACCGUCAUCCUCCUCAACAUGCAGAAUCUUUAUGAAAGCCUGUACGAUGCCUUGAACCAAUACUAUGUCUACCUCAGUAAGCAGCAGUAUGUUGAUCUGGGUCUGGGCUCCCACAGGGUCAAGUGUCGUGUUCAUACAAACUUCAGACUGGUGGUGGUAGAAGACCAGCAGAAGGUCUAUGAACACUUUCCUGUGCCACUCAUCAACAGGUUGGAAAAACACAUAGUGGAUCGGAGCACUGACCUGGAAUUGUGGCAGCACAGGGUUUUGGAAAAACUGAGAGAAUGGACGAAGGAGUUCUCCGGAGAAGCCAACAAGGAUUUCAAGCUGUCAGACAUUUUUAUCGGCUUCCACAGCGAUGCCUGUGCAAGUGCUCUACUGCAAGCACUGGAGAGAAGAGCACAAAAAGUUGGACAGGGUGAAGAACAGAACAAAACAAAAACGCCUGAGGCAGACAAAGAAGAACCGGCUACUGAGAUGGAAGACCAUGAGUUUGUUGAUGCAAUGGACACCGAGCAAGAAAAUGGGUCAGAGGAAAUAAACAAUGAUGAAACCAGUGAGGUUAAUGAUGUCAACAAAGAAUUUUUGGAAACAGAAGAAAUGAUGGACAUGGAAAACAAAGAAAAUGACGAAGAAGAAGUUUUCAAUUUGGCUACAGGUUUAUUGUUAAACUGUGCCACCCCCGAUGCUGUGGUGAGGCUGAAAUACUCAGAUUUGUCCAACCAGGAGAAAGAGAAACUCCUGAGAUUGUACUUCCAGCAUCAGCAUCACCACUCACUCAGAGAUUUUCUGGGAGACUGUUUGAGCAAACAUCAGGAGUCCAGUAGGUUUCUGGAGAUCACCACUUUCUCCAGCUUGUUAACCAGAUCAGAUGUGAGGGUUUUAUCUCAUGCUCUGGGUCUGCAUACAGACCGAAUCCUUCUGCUGUCACUCCACCAGUUUGACACUGAAGUUUCCUUCUGCAAUAAAAUACGGGCCUUCCUCCAAAGUUCGGACCACUCUCUUCACAUUCUGUUCGUCCAGAUGGACCUGGAGGAAUCGCAGUGCUGCGACGAGCUCAUCGCGUCAGCAAAGUACGGCACCAUGAAUUACAUGACGUCAUGGGAGGAUCAGCACUGCUGGGUGAUUUUUAUUGUGAAGGUUUCAAGGAUUCAAAGUCAGUCCCAGUACAUCGGUUUCCAGGGAGGCGUCUGGCAUUCGGUGCACAUCGAUGACCUGAGGGACUCGGAGGACAUGAGUCUGAAUCUGUCGGUUUUCUGUGGGACUCUCAUCAGCAGCCUGCUCAGUCCUGCACAUCCUGGAAGUCAGAAAAGCAGUGAAGCGGUGAUGUCAGACGACUCAGAAGACAGUAGUGUCGAGCCAGCCCACCUUCACAGUUUGUCUUUAGUGAGGUCGUGCGUUCAGAAAGCCGUGGGGUUACUGAGGGACCCCGACACCGUGGCAUCACGAGGCAUGCAGCGAAUGAACGUCCUCCUGACGCUUCUGGGCAAUGGUCAAAAUCCGACUGCAGCUCGUUUUCAGAGAACGUUGUUGAGCCGACUGGCGGAGACACUGGCUCAGAGGGAAGAGAUGAUGGGAGCUCCCAAAGAGUGGGUGAACAUGGAGGCCAAGAAACGCCAGGCUCUACAGGAGGGGGGCACUCUGAGACGCACCCUGUGGCGCUGUCUUCAGUCCACCGUGACGCCGAUCUUAGCCAGCAUGUUGGAGGUCCUGGACAGGUACUCGAACCUGGACCUGGUGUCGGACGACAGACUGAGCCAGGGGUUGAUCCAGCUGUGGAUGGACCUCCUGGCAGAUCCACAGAUUUUACACCUGACACCUCCCAGAAACCCCAGUGGGUCCGAUCAGGAGGUUCUGGUCCAACAUUACUUCAUGUUGGAUGGUGAACAGCAGCCGUGCUCGGCUCCGUUCAGCUGGAUCAUCAGAGUCUACCUGGAGAGCCUGUGGGAGGAAUCUGAAUUCAUGCCAGUAACCAAAGAGGGCGGCGCAGAGAGGAUCCUUCAGCUUGUGAGCACCUUCAGCAGCAGCCGGCUGGGCGGGUACUUCCAGCGUCUCUCAGAGGAGGACCGAAGGGAGAUCGGCCUUCUGUUCCUGCACGACUUCCUGCUGCUGUCUUUGAACAUUAAGACCAAAGAUGAGCUCGAGGUGUUCACCGGAGCCACGCGGGGCUGUGUGUCUGAGCUUCAGGCCUCCGUGGGCGUCACCUCUGAUCUUUCUCCUGCCUGGAUGAUGGCAGCAGUGAAACACUUUGCAGCCAGACUUGACGCGCUCAGCCACAUGUUCCUCCUGCAGCCCCAGCUCGCAGCUGAAGUUCUUCAGCGCGGGUCCAAGAGGAGCGAGCAGCAGGGAAUGGUGGAGGACAUUUUAGCUCUUGGAGUCUGUGUGGAGCAGACCAAACAUCAGACGGUGACUUCGCUCCACGAGUGUGAGUCGUUUGUGAGCAGAGUGGAGCUCCUGCAGCCGUGUCUGGACCGAGCGUUCAGCCAGAAGUACGGCGCUCUCUGCAGUGCUGCCUGUUUGCUGCGCCUGGACUCCAUCAGGUCUUUGUGGCACGGGAUGCUCGUCGUUGCAUGUUUCAUCCAGAACAUCAUUUUUAAAGUUAACCAAGACGACUCAAAAGUAAAAGACGUGGCUCUGAAGCACUGCAACCUUCAUCUGAACCUCAUGCAGGAGUCACCUGAUAUCAGAAGUGUGAAGACGCUGCAGCAGCUGAUCCGAAUCCUCAACUCCUUCCACGACGAGUGCAUGAGCCGCGACCUCAGGUUCGGUGUUUCGUGCCCAGUGUGUCUGCUGGAGCUCAGCGAGCCGUCGGCUCUGCCCUGUCAGCACGUCGUGUGCCUGCCGUGUCUUCAGGGCUGCGUUCAGCAGAACCGCCGCUUCUGCCCGAAAUGUCGCAAAGAGUUACCAAGUGACUUCACGCCGUCUGUUUCUCACAGCGUCAAGGCAGCCCUGAAGCAGCAGGCGGCCCUCAGGAGCUGCUGUAACUCCUUCUUCCUGGAGGUGGUGUCCAGGUUCUGUCUGUCCAAGGAGCAGAGGCCCGAGGACGGCGUGGUGGAGCUGCUCUUCUCCUUACUCGUUUCCGCCAACGGAGACGUUUACCGCACCAGAGAGCUCACCCCCUUCCUGGAGUGUGUGGACAACAGUCCGGUGGUCCGGUCGGUGCUGCCCAAGCUGCUGCUGCAGCACAGUUUUGAUCAGGUGAAGACCCACAUUCAGAACUACCUGAAGAACCUGGAGGAGAACCUUCUUGGCAGAGAAGACCAAACAGAACUCUACCUGCUGUUCGUCCGCUGCUUCCAGGAUUCUCUGUUGUGCUCAAAAGCCAGAGAAGAUGGAGGUGGAGAGCAUCGAGCAGAAACCAGGUUUCUGAGCAGAAUUGCCAGGAAACGGACCCCAUGCAGGCAGGAAGACCCGGCAGAGUUCCUGCUCAACAUCGCCAGACUCCGAGUCUGUCUGAGCUCUGCUGCCAAGCUGCUGGAGGGAGCCGCACUUCAGCAGGUGGAGGCUGUCCAGUACCUGCAGCAGGUGAGGGGCGUCUGUGAGUACAGCGGCAACGACUGGCUCCGGGUUUACCUGCUGCGAGCCCUCCACAGGCGCUCCGGUAUGGACGUCAUACUGACCCUCAUGAACAGCCCGGCCUGGAGGUGGAUAUUUCCUGCAGAUCUGCUCCGACUUCAGAGGAUGUUGCCACAGAACUUGGACUACUUCCUUUGCUGUGGGACACCUUACAGAACCUUGAGAACCGCCUUGGCCCCGGUUCUUCUGGAGAACAGGUCCGACACCUUUAUGACAGAGCUGCAGAAGCUGAGAGGAUCUCAGGUCAGCCUGGUUCCUCUGGCCUUAUUCAGACAAGUCACCUGCCGCUUCAGGUCACCUGACGCCAGCUUACAUCCUUCCCAACAGGAGACAGCGAGGCUGGGAGCUCUUCUCAGAGACGUCAACUCGGAGGAGUUCAGGGAGUUCUGCUCGGCUCUCCUGUGCAAUCGGAUCGGUGGACCUGGCUCGCCUCUCCGCACCAGCUCGGAUCUGGCGCCUCUGAGGCAAACCCUCCUGGAGCUGCUGGUCCAUCUGGACUCUGUGCUCCUCUGUAGAACCCCUCUGCUGGCUCCCCUCUAUCAGAUCGCCUUCCAGCCUGAGAACGUCACAGAUUCGUACCUUCCAACGAUGCCCGACGAUCACACGAGUGAGGGCCUGCAGUGGCUGAGCAGAGAGGGGAAGCUCAAAGAGUACACCUGCAUCAAUGGGCAUGUGUGCUUUGUCGGAGAGUGUGGACGACCGGUGGUUCGAUCGAAUUGUGUCGAAUGUGGAGCUCCAGUUGGAGGACAGGGACACGUCCCCGUGGAAGGGUUUAAUCCGCGGACUCAUCGCAGGGACCAGACUCGGACCGGGCACGUUCUGGGGGAGGCUAAUCGCAGGUCUGAAGCUCCUGAGCGGCAGCUGACGUCUGCUCAGACCGGCGUCCUGCGGCUGCUGACGCACCUCGCCAUGCUUCAAGGAGCGGCCAGAAACCAGAGGGGAGUCGGGGACAUGAUUCACCCGAGGACGUCUGAUGUCCUCAACUUCCUGUGGAACCACCUGGAGAAGGACCUGAAGGUUCUGGGGGAACGUCUGGGUCAGAACGUGGACAACACGGCAGUCACCGUUCAUUUGGUUCUGACGAGGUUCCCACCAGGUUCCCGCGGUGCGAGUCCGGAUCUGUCCUCCAAGCAGGGACGGCAGCAGUGGGAGACGCUUGUCUGCAGCUCUGCCAUCGACCCGGUCCUUCAGGAUUUGCAGAAGAAUCUUUCUGAAGCUCAGGAAAGAAUCUCCUCAGACGACGGUCUCCUUGGAAGCCCCCUGGUGACGCUCCUCUUCGGCGAUCCGGGCCCGAUGUUUUCUCUGCCCUCAAACUGCCCGACACAUCGCUCGUCCUUCUGGACUCUGCAGGAGAUGAUGACAGUGGAGCGCUUCGCGCAGCUGGUGGAGGAGACGCCGGGACGCCGCUCUUUCCCUCUGCUCCGCUUGUUCUUUAAGAAGAUAAACGGCGUGCGACAGCUUCAUAACCUUCCUGAGCUGGCUGCUCUGCAGUCGGACCUGCUCAGGGCGUUUCCCCUCAUGUCGGGCUCUGCUCCUCAGACCGUGGAGCAGAUGUUAAAGCAGAUACCUUCAGGGUGCCAGAGGAAGCUGCUGUCUGAGAGGGUGCUCAGAUUUAUGGAGGUGUGGAACGGCCUCCGAGCUGAGGUGGCGCACGGUGAGCCACAUCUGGGCGUCGAUGUGAACCUUUGUGAGACGGAGGUGAUGGCCGAGAGCUCAGGGGAGUACCUGACUCCGAGUCGACACGGUCCCGGUUCAUGUCUCCAGACUCUGGUGGACUUCCUGUUGGAGACUCACAACAGCCUGGUGAGGGAGGCCAGGAGGGUGAACCUCCACGAGGACAGAGGUCACAGCGUUCCUUUGGAGAGGAUUUCAGAGACCCAGCUGACUCUGUGCCACCCUGAGCGAGAGCUGCUGCCGCUCGUUUUGGCAAACUGUAACUACACGCUGCAGAAAGGCGGGGAGACGGACAGCAGCUACGACCUGCCCGCCAUCCAGACCCAGCUGGCCCGCCGCUUCCUGGCUGGAAAACCACUGAUCCAGGGGGACACUUCGAGGUACCUGAACCGACGCCUGCAGGACUUCUCUGUGGUUCUGACUGAAGUGAGAGGAAAGAUACUCCAGGAGGCGCCGAAGGGCUCGGUGAGCGGCGCCAUGAGAGCCGCGCUGCGCUCGUACACCGACGUGUGCGACGCCGUGUUCGUGGUCGAGAUCGGCCUUCGCUUCCUCGCAAAGACGGGCGGAGAUCCCGAGGACCGACUCUUGUCCUUUCUCACCGAGUCGCUCCAGAUGGGCCCGCAGAUCUCGAGCGCAGUGGCCAAGGGCCUCGGUGAGGUCCGACUGCGGCACAGCGUCUUCAGCUGGCAGCUCCUGCACUGCUGGAAAUCUGAACUUAUGCUGAACAGGAACCAAGACCCGUUUCAGAAGCUGCGCUCAGAGUUUCAGCAGAAGCUGACGGUUGAAGAGAAGAGAGCGCUGAAGGCUUUUCUCGCCGUCACAGAUGUUGACGUUUUUGCUCUGGAGCUGCAUGAAGUUCUGCUGCUGAAGACGAGCAGCUCUCUUCCUGACCAGAGCUACCAGCCACACUGGGACAUCAGGUCCACCUUAGAGGUCCAUUUGGAGCACAAAGACCUUCCUCCUCUGCUGGGGCUUGAAGAUUUGCCGGAGGAGAUCCUGCUGAGGAAAGGGGCAGAUGUGUGGAGGGCAGCUGUGGAGUUUAAAAGAAAAUAGAAUAU
This is a messenger RNA of Nematolebias whitei (Rio pearlfish), 15218 nucleotides long. RefSeq names its product ring finger protein 213b (gene rnf213b). Gene Ontology annotation, biological process: sprouting angiogenesis; negative regulation of non-canonical Wnt signaling pathway; ubiquitin-dependent protein catabolic process. Lineage: Eukaryota; Metazoa; Chordata; Actinopteri; Cyprinodontiformes; Rivulidae. The record is from RefSeq and is a predicted model, not a curated record. Gene Ontology annotation, molecular function: ATP hydrolysis activity; metal ion binding; ubiquitin-protein transferase activity. The transcript has 64 exons. The coding region runs from base 1 to 15213 and encodes 5070 amino acids. Gene Ontology annotation, cellular component: cytosol; membrane; nucleolus.